Molecule: messenger RNA, 1464 nt
Organism: Aspergillus sclerotioniger CBS 115572
Lineage: Eukaryota; Fungi; Ascomycota; Eurotiomycetes; Eurotiales; Aspergillaceae
Product: MFS transporter
Exons: 1
Coding region: 56-1447 (463 amino acids)
Biological process (GO): transmembrane transport
Molecular function (GO): transmembrane transporter activity
Source: RefSeq, a predicted model, not a curated record
CUCACCUACCACAAACCCACAAGUCUGCAGAAGAAACAUCCCUCCUAGUUCCAAAAUGUGUGGCCAUAACACACAACCACGCGCAACCGGGGACAAUAUCGAGUUGCAGCCUCCACACCUCGAUAUCAGUGAAAGUCCCGAGAACGUGAGCACCUUUGAAGACAUCCCACCGAAUGGUGGAUAUGGCUGGGUGUGCACCUUUUGCGUCUUCAUGAUCAAUGUGCACACCUGGGGCGUCAAUAGUGCUUGGGGAGCCGUUCUCAACUACUAUCUCUCCAACUCCACCUUCCCCGGGGCAAGCCACCUGGACUUUGCAAUAAUCGGCGGGCUGUCCAUCUCGCAGUGCCUACUGAUCGGGCCCAUCGUCACCAAAGCCAACGAUGGGAUCGGAAUACGAUUGACAUUGCUUAUCGGUACAAGCUUGAUCUUCGCUGCCCUGUUCGCUGCCUCGUACGCUACCGCGGUGUGGCAUCUCUUCCUCUCCCAGGGCAUUUGCUUUGGCAUCGGAAUGGGCUUUACCUAUCUGACAGCCACCUCCAUCCUCCCCAAAUGGUUCUCCACCAAACGUAGCUUUUCCAGCGGUCUUACUUCCUCUGGGGCCGGUUUGGGCGGCCUGGCAUAUAACCUGGCCGCAGGACGUGCUAUUGAGACAAUGGGUGUGCGGAAUACCUAUCGGAUCCUAGCAUUCUGCGCUCUAGGCUCGAACCUUAUAUCCUCACUUCUGCUCAAAGACCGUUCACGCUCUCGCACACAAAGCAGCCAACGGACCCUCAACCACCGAGAUCUCGGUCAUCUCGAAGUCCUCCUGGUCAGUGUGUGGGGCAUGUCCACAGAUCUCGGAUAUAUUGCGCUCAUCUACUCCCUUCCUAACUACGCAUCCUCCAUCGGUCUCACGUCCCAACAGGGCUCUGUCGCUGGGGCUAUCCUCAAUCUUGGCCUCGCCGUUAGACGACCUCUAGUCGGCUACAUUAGUGAUAUCUACGGGCGUAUUACCGUAUCCAUGGCCGUGACCGCCACCUGCGCCGUGCUGUGUCUCGCCAUCUGGAUCCCGGCCCAUUCAUAUGCUCUCCUCUUACUCUUUGCCCUUUUGGGCGGAAUGAUCUGCGGAACAUUCUGGAGCACCAUCGCACCGGUCCUGACCGACGUAGUCGGGUUGAAUCGUCUCCCCUCCACGUUUGGACUCAUCUGUUUGACUUUGGUUGCGCCGACUACGGUGGCGGAGGCGAUCGCCCUCAGCAUGGUUGGUAGUUCUGGCUACCUCAGCGCGCAGGUGUAUAUCUCUUGCAUGUUUAUUCUGGGGGCUACAUGCUUGUGCAUUCUUCGGUCGUGGAAGUUUUAUGAGAUUCAGAAGAAGGCAUCAAUUGAGCGCGAGGGACAUGUAUCGUCUUUUCCGAAUUACUUUAAGUGGAUGAGACCGCAGAAGUUGUUUUUGCUGGGGAGAGUUUGAGCGUGUGAGCUAUAUAU